Nematolebias whitei (Rio pearlfish) is the source of this 4129-nucleotide messenger RNA. RefSeq names its product poly [ADP-ribose] polymerase tankyrase-1. NCBI's taxonomy places the organism in Eukaryota, Metazoa, Chordata, Actinopteri, Cyprinodontiformes, Rivulidae. The record is from RefSeq and is a predicted model, not a curated record. Gene Ontology annotation, molecular function: protein binding; NAD+ poly-ADP-ribosyltransferase activity.
UUGUGAAAAUGGCGACGCCUCGUCGCUCCUCUCAGCAGCAGCAGAGCUCCCAGCUGUCUUCACCGCCCCGCGGGGCCUCUCUCCCCGCCACCCCGCCCGGCUCUCCCCCGGCUCCUGCCGAAGAUGCCACCCCGCUUCCCCGCGGCUUAGCGGUAAUGGAAAGCGUCGCUGACGGUGAGGCAGCGCCGACCUCUCCCACCACCACCUCCCCAGCUUUGGCCCUCACGUCCAGCAGCAGCAGCGGCGGUAGCAGCGCUAGCUCCCCGACCACCACGGAGGGGAGCGAGUCCAGUCCCGGCUCCACGCCCGACUCCAGCGGCUGCAACCCGGCUGUAAACCCGUGCAGCGGCGGGGCUAACGGGGCUUUCAGGGAGCUGUUUGAAGCCUGUCGAAACGGAGACGUUUCCAGGGUGAAGAAGAUCGUGGAUGCGGUGAAUGUGAACGCCAAAGACAUGGCUGGGCGCAAAUCAACGCCACUGCAUUUUGCUGCAGGUUUUGGUCGGAGAGACGUGGUGGACCACCUGCUUCAGACGGGCGCCAACGUGCACGCUCGAGACGACGGCGGUCUGAUCCCGUUGCACAAUGCCUGCUCCUUCGGUCAUUCUGAGGUGGUCUCCUUACUUCUGUGUCAAGGCGCUGACCCGAACGCCCGAGACAACUGGAACUACACACCGCUACACGAAUCUGCUAUCAAAGGCAAGAUUGACGUCUGUAUAGUGUUACUGCAGCACGGAGCUGACCCCAACAUCCGCAACACGGACGGCAAGUCCGCCCUGGAUCUGGCUGAACCGUCUGCCAAGGCUGUGCUCACAGGAGUGGAAACGAGGAGAAGCUAAUGGCCUUGCUUACGCCGCUCAACGUCAACUGCCAUGCGAGCGAUGGCCGCAAGUCCACGCCGCUCCACCUGGCAGCAGGAUACAACCGGGUCAGGAUCGUUCAGUUGUUACUACAGCACGGAGCUGAUGUUCACGCCAAGGACAAAGGUGGUCUCGUGCCUCUACAUAACGCCUGCUCUUAUGGACACUAUGAAGUUACUGAGCUGCUGCUCAAGCACGGAGCUUGUGUGAACGCCAUGGACCUGUGGCAGUUCACACCUCUGCACGAAGCGGCGUCUAAAAACCGAGUGGAGGUUUGCUCUCUGCUGCUGAGCCACGGGGCCGACCCCACCCUGCUCAACUGCCACAGCAAAAGCUCUGUGGACAUGGCGCCCACUCCCGAGCUGAAAGAAAGACUUUCAUAUGAGUUUAAAGGCCACUCGUUGCUUCAAGCAGCUCGAGAAGCCGACAUGACCAAAGCUAAGAAGUCUCUGGCGCUGGAAAUCAUCAACUUCAAACACCCCCACACACAUGAAACUGCACUGCACUGUGCAGUAGCAUCGCCUCACCCCAAAAGAAAACAGGUCACCGAGCUGCUGUUAAGGAAGGGUGCCAAUGCGAACGAGAAGAAUAAGGAUUUCAUGACUCCUCUCCAUGUGGCAGCAGAACGAGCUCAUAACGACAUCAUGGAGGUGCUACAGAAACAUGGAGCAAAGGUGAACGCCCUCGACACGCUGGGUCAAACGCCGCUGCACCGUGCGGCGCUGGCAGGCCACCUUCAGACCUGCAGGCUGUUGCUAGGAUACGGGGCCGAUGCCUCGCUGGUGUCUCUGCAGGGCUUCACCGCCGCUCAAAUGGGGAACGAAGCCGUUCAGCAAAUACUCAACGAGAACGUCCCUGUGAGAAACUCAGAUGUGGACUACAGACUUCUGGAAGCUGCUAAAGCCGGAGACCUGGACACUGUUAAGUCUUUAUGCACUGCUCAGAAUGUGAACUGUAGAGAUCUGGAGGGCCGACACUCCACUCCUCUGCACUUUGCUGCUGGUUACAACAGAGUAUCGGUGGUGGAGUACCUGCUGCACCAUGGGGCCGAUGUUCACGCUAAGGAUAAAGGGGGUCUAGUUCCCCUACAUAACGCCUGUUCGUACGGCCACUACGAGGUGGCUGAGCUCCUCGUCAGACACGGGGCCUCCGUCAACGUGGCCGACUUAUGGAAAUUCACACCGCUUCACGAAGCCGCUGCAAAGGGGAAAUAUGAGAUCUGCAAGCUGCUGCUAAAGCAUGGAGCAGACCCAACCAAGAAGAACCGAGACGGGAAUACGCCCCUGGACCUGGUGAAAGACGGGGACACUGACAUCCAGGACCUGCUGAGAGGAGACGCUGCACUGCUGGACGCUGCUAAGAAAGGCUGCCUGGCCAGGGUACAGAAGCUGUGCAGCCCUGACAACAUUAACUGUCGGGACACACAGGGGCGCAACUCGACCCCGCUGCACCUCGCAGCUGGAUAUAACAACUUGGAGGUGGCAGAAUAUCUGCUGGAACAUGGAGCCGACGUGAACGCUCAGGACAAAGGAGGCUUGAUUCCUUUACACAAUGCUGCUUCAUACGGGCACGUGGACAUAGCCGCCCUGCUAAUCAAGUACAACACGUGCGUCAACGCCACCGAUAAGUGGGCUUUUACGCCCCUCCAUGAAGCAGCGCAGAAAGGUCGAACUCAGCUCUGCGCUCUGCUGUUGGCCCAUGGAGCUGAUCCCACCAUGAAGAACCAGGAGGGACAGACGCCGCUGGACUUGGCAACGGCUGAUGACAUCAGAGCGCUGCUGAUUGAUGCCAUGCCACCAGACGCCCUGCCCAGCUGUUUAAAACCACAGGCCACUGUGGUGAGCGCAAGCGUGGUGAGUACAGGUGCAGCAGGGGGUGUGGUCAUCUCGCCCACUCCGUCUCCGUCCUGCCUUUCAGCAGCCAGCAGCAUAGACAACUUGAAUGCACCCCUCGGUGACAUCACAGUGGGAGGGGCAUCCGGCAUCGCAGACGGGGCAUCUGCGUCUGACAGGAAGGAGGGUGAAACUCUGCUCGACAUGACCAUAAACCAGUUCCUAAAGAGUCUGGGGCUGAAACACCUGCAAGACAUCUUCCAGAGAGAGCAGAUUUCACUGGAUGUACUCGCAGACAUGGGCCACGAGGAACUGAAGGAGAUUGGUAUAAACGCCUAUGGUCACAGGCACAAACUCAUUAAGGGCAUUGAGAGGCUCCUGGGAGGUCAGCAGGGUGCAAACCCAUACUUGACGUUCCACUGCUCCAGCCAGGGCACCGUGCUGAUCGACUUGGCACCGGAUGACAAAGAGUUCCAGUCUGUGGAGGAGGAACUGCAGAGCACGAUCAGAGAGCACCGCGACGGAGGCAACGCAGGCGGAGUCUUCAGCCGGUACAACAUCAUUAAGAUUCAGAAAGUGGUGAAUAAGAAGCUACGGGAGAGAUACUCACACAGGCAGAAGGAAAUAGCUGAUGAGAAUCACAACCAUCACAACGAGCGCAUGCUCUUUCAUGGUUCCCCCUUCAUCAACGCAAUCAUCCAUAAGGGCUUUGACGAGCGUCACGCUUACAUUGGCGGCAUGUUCGGUGCGGGGAUCUAUUUUGCAGAGAACUCCUCCAAAAGCAACCAGUAUGUUUAUGGGAUCGGUGGAGGAACGGGAUGUCCGACGCACAAAGACCGCUCCUGCUAUGUGUGCCACAGACAGAUGCUGUUCUGUCGAGUGACUCUGGGAAAGUCAUUUCUUCAGUUCAGUGCAAUGAAAAUGGCCCACGCCCCCCCUGGUCACCACUCAGUUAUAGGAAGGCCCAGUGUCAAUGGACUGGCCUACGCAGAGUACGUCAUCUACAGAGGAGAGCAGGCUUACCCGGAGUACCUGAUCACCUACCAAAUUUUGAAGCCAGAGAGUCAGGCUGCGCCUGCUGCCACUGCUGAGCAGAAAUCCUAAAACUCGGUCACAGCUGGUUUUGAAGAGGACCAUGAUGGACAAAAAAGCGAAUUUCUUAACCGACUAGAAUCAGAAAAAUAAGAAGCAUUUUAAACGUCUGAGCUGAAAUUAAGGUUCCAGGAGCCGAAGGUGAAGUGAAGAAAUUAACGAAACGGAAGGAGGUCAGGAAGACAUGAAGAGGUUUGGUACAGGUUCAGUCCGAAGCAGCAAACAAUAAUUUAAUCUAAAUUCAAUGAGAAAAUGCAGGCUGUUCAGUCAGGGGCGGAGCUAGACCGCUGUGAAAGGGGCAACACAGGGGUGGCCAAGGUGUUUUUAAGGAAGGCGCUAAGAAACACA